Molecule: messenger RNA, 1905 nt
Organism: Cladophialophora bantiana CBS 173.52
Lineage: Eukaryota; Fungi; Ascomycota; Eurotiomycetes; Chaetothyriales; Herpotrichiellaceae
Exons: 5
Coding region: 1-1905 (634 amino acids)
Biological process (GO): DNA-templated transcription
Cellular component (GO): nucleus
Molecular function (GO): zinc ion binding; DNA binding
Source: RefSeq, a predicted model, not a curated record
AUGGACCACUAUGACCUGGGAAUACCGAAGUCUUUGGUAUCGACCCUGGUGGAAGUGUUCUUCGACAACGCAUACAACGCUACCCUCGUACUGCACAAAAUGCUGUUCUUAGAGUCACUCGAGCGCGGAAGAGCGAAUCCCCAUGUCGUGCUAAGUAUCUGUGCGUGGGCAGCAAAUUUCUACAGAGACCAAAAUGGUCAGGCAACUUUGAAGGACCACGGCUUCAUGGUUGAAUGGGCCAGGAAAGCCGGAAGACUUGUGUUUCAACAACCCGAGGAUCUCCACGAGGAUAAGAUCGUGACGUUGAUGACUCUGGGCCUGUUCUGGUAUAGUCAAGGUUCCUGGAGAGUCAGCCAAUUUUACAAAGGAGUGGGCUGUCAGUUGCUCUAUGUCAUCGGUCUCGAACCAGCCAAGUUGUACGCUGACAACGCGUUCGAAGCUGAAAUGCGCCGCCGGCGACUGUGGGCCUGCUAUCUGAUGCAAUGUCAGUCUGCCGACAACCUGUCCUUCUUCGAGCCACUCGUCGAUCUGUCAAGCUUGAGUUUGCCGUGGCCGGAAGAAGAUUUCGAUAUUGGCGUUUCCAGACAACCAUCAGAAUGCCUGGAUUCUAGCCGAAGUACGGCGGCUGGUGGUCAUAGUCUAUAUGCUGAGGUGAUUAGAGGCCUGACACUCUGGUACUCGGUACAUUCGCUCAUAAAGUGUCGCGAAACGGAUAUCAGUGAGAGAAUAACCAGCUUGCAUGCGUUCGACGAAAAAUUAUCAAGUUGGUGGCAAGAAGUGUCGCCAGACUUCAAAUUGACGCCAUCAAAAGUUACAGAGAUGGCGACCGACGCCCGUUCCUUCCCAAAAAUCCUGCUUCUCAACGCCGUAUAUCACCAAUCUCUAGGCGCGCUGCACGCGUCCAUUAUUCCUCUCUUCUCUUGGAGCCCUGGCGACAGCAGUUGGCUUACCUCUCGACAUUGCUCAGCGCAAUUGGCAUUUGAACACGCCUGCUCAUUUUCAGAAUUGGUCAAAACAGUCGUUUCGACGUACGCUCGACCUGGUGCGAUACCAACCUUUGUUGCAUACGCAGCGUAUUCCGGGUGUGCUAUUCAAAUGCCAUUCAUGUGGUGCUCUAAUCCGACAGUGCAAGGCCGUAUACGUGCCAAUGUCAAGGCGAAUAUUCAACUUAUACAAAGUGUGGCUGUGUACUGGAAGUUCGCCGCGCUGCUUCAAAUACAUGUUGGUUGUUUGUACGAGAUCCACCGAAUGCUUCCAAACACUCUCGAAGACGAGCCUAGGUAUAUUGACAUCAGAAAGCUAGUCGACUUCAAGGUCAAUGCUUCACAUGCUCGUGCUUCUAUUCUCGGUUUCAUCGACAUUUUGCGGCCCAAAGGCGACGGAGUUGUGGAUUCAGGAGACGAGACCAAAGAUCUCGGAAUUGAACAAGCUACUGUCGGGCAUGACUUGGCAACAAGGUCAUCUAUACAUGAUGAUCCCAUGUACGACCUGCAGAGCGCUCUAAUUCGGCAACAACCCGGUGAAGACAGCCCCGUCGCCCUACCAUCAGACUUCCCCCAAACCUGUGAGCACCUACGAGGCUCUGACUCAAACGUCAAUCAUGUUUCAAGUCAUCCGGAGAUCAACGUGAAUCAGACGCAGCACCAACAGCAGGGAGAGGCAUGGCCUCAACACAAUCAGGCUGAUAUUGGAUUUGGGCCUCCUUUCCCACCCCAGGGCCAAGGUGUCACAGAGAGGCUGACUUUGGACCCAUACUAUCCUUUCUUUGACCAAACGAUGCUCGAUCUCUUCCCAAACGGAGAGAUGCCGGAUCUUUCCCAGCUGGAUACGGAGCUAAGCAAUUUGGAAUACUUUGAUGUUGAACACUGGAACGCCGGUUCAACGGAUCCUGGCGAAGAAGGCUGA